Messenger RNA from Rhodamnia argentea, 6670 nucleotides. RefSeq names its product transcriptional activator DEMETER-like. Bases 512 to 6199 code for a protein of 1895 amino acids. Gene Ontology annotation, molecular function: DNA N-glycosylase activity; 4 iron, 4 sulfur cluster binding; DNA demethylase activity. Lineage: Eukaryota; Viridiplantae; Streptophyta; Magnoliopsida; Myrtales; Myrtaceae. The record is from RefSeq and is a predicted model, not a curated record. The transcript is spliced from 20 exons. Gene Ontology annotation, biological process: base-excision repair.
AAAAUAAAAUUCUCCCAUCUAUCUAUUUGGUCUACUCUCUUCUCUCUCUUCUCUCUCUCCUCUCUCUCUCUCUCUCUCUCUAGCUUGUUUACCGCGACGAAGACUGGCUGGGCUGCUUCCGGCGCGGCAUUGAUUCGUUUCUGCAGCAACCCCACCCGACGCCGGCCGGCCGGCCGUCCGAGUCACGACCAGAUCGGUGAGGAGCCUUCUCUCUCUUAACAGCUGACGAUUUCACUGGGUGCAUGGCACUUUGAGUAGAGGUUGUGGUUCAGCAAGAAUUCGAUUGAGGGAUUUCCAGAAGCACGGUGAAUUGAGGAAAUGUGGUACCAGAAAGGACCGGGUUUUAGAGCCAGACGAUAGAAUUCUGGAGAAUCUGCUGUCUUUUUUAUUUUUUUUUUACUUCUUGUUCUUUCGGUAGCCGCAUUUGGCUACCAGAAGAAAAUAAAGACAUUCGAGAUUCCAGCCAACUGGAAAAGGAAUUGUACAAGGGAUCGAAUAACCAGGUGGUCGCAUGAAUUCCGGGUGGAAUUCGGGCGGUGGGUUCCCAAUGCCGCAAGGAGGAGACUUCGAGAUUGGCAAUUGGGAAGUACACACACCGCAGAGACCAAUCCCAGUAAGAUCUCGUGCGACUCCGGUUGAUCAAAUCGAGAGCCUACAUGGCAGAACAAAUUGCCCAGUAUUUACUGGCCUCCCCAAUGGCCAUGGUUAUAUGCAGGAGAUGCCUUAUUGCAAUGGUGGGUCGGUCCAAAAUCUCAACUUUAGAGCACCAGCAGAGGAGAUUCAGAGCUACCUUGGGUAUGAUGUAGAUUUAGCCCGGACGAACCAGCUGAUCAAUCGGAUUGCUGGACAAUCGAUGCCUAUCUUCGAUAUGGAUGAUGAAACAGGUUGGAAUAGUGGACCAAUGAUGAGUUUACUGGGACUCGACGCUUCUGCUUUUGAUCCAUCAGUUGAAGGAGCUUCAAGCAGUGGUGCCAACGAGGUUCAGAGACCUUGGUCUUCUAACUACCAGCCAAUUUCCAGCAGCGGCAGAGAUUUCACCACAAGCGACUUGAUUGGCAGUCAGAUGAAUGCUGCAAGCACAAGUGCAUUGAGAAGAGAUUACUCAUCUACUCAGACAACCAAAUAUGAAUUUCCUUUGCCUUCACGACCAACCUAUGAUCUAAACUCCACUCCACCAGAAGUCAGUUCCCCACCAAGCAUGACCAACUUAUUGUUCACACCAGCAACACCUUACCAGGACAGCCAGCUUUCUGCAUUUCUUGAAUCCUCACCAUUCGAAAGCACAAUCCAAGAGAAGAACAAGCAGGGAAAGUUGUUCUCAUUGACAAGUGAGACAAACCAUUCAGACGAACUCCUGGAGAAUAUUGUGGAAUCUUUCAAGCAGAAGAAGGAUGCCAUCGUAGAAAGCAGCCAAGGCAUUGACCUCAAUACAACACCCCAGCAGAAAACACCCAAGCGAAGAAAGCACAGACCGAAGGUGAUUAAAGAAGGUAAGCCAAAGAUGACUGGAAAACCUGAAACUCAGGUAAAACCAAAGAGAAAUGAGAAUCCAUCUGGAAAGCGGAAGUACAUACGCAAGAAAGGCCUUAAAGAAUCAGCAAGUGAACAGGCAGAUGCUGAACAGGAGACCGCAGUUGGCAAUGAUGGAACUGCUGCAAAGUCCUGUAGGAGAGCUUUGAAUUUUGACUUAGAAAAGACAGCUGAGGCAACCACAGUAGCUGGACCAGAGGAGUUGAGGAAUAUGGAGGGUUUUCGCUUGCCUGUAGAUUCACAAGCCUCAGAACUAAGCAGGAGAGUAAACAUUCUGUCUGGAAUAACAUCAGCUCAGCAGAUAGGUCACCAUGACGGAUCAACCAUGAUAAAUCAACCGGAAGCUGUGAGUUUGUUUGGAACAAAUCAAAGGCCCACUACAUUUUUUCCACUGCUACAAAGGCAGGCUGGUGAGUGCCUACCAGCCAGAACUACAGACCAACUGGAACAUAGAAUAGCCACACGGGAUAACAUGGCUAGGGCCAUUGGCAUGGCUUGCCAGAUGGGUUUGAAAGAUGGACAGCUCCUUAAGCAGAAGCAAUUUGUAUGUGCAGAACGAAGAGAAGUGAACAUUCCAGGACUUCGCAACCUUCAAAUGUCUAGGCAAGCAGUGCCUCAAUCAGCACCAUUAAUUUUUUCCUACUCCAGUGAGGCAAGGGGACUAAAGAGGGUGUAUCAUCAAAAUAAUGAGCAGACGUAUCUCCCUAGCGCAAAUUCAAUGCCCACAUGGCUGCAACAAAUGGUCCGGACUAGUGAAUUCAGCAACACUAGCAUUCUCAGUUCGGCUUACUCAGAGACCCAGAAAAGGAAGAAAGCAGAGAAAACACUUGAUAUUAACAGUGUCUCAUCUUGUGUUCCAGCGAUCUUAGAUUCUUCAAGCCAAGUGCAUGUAGGAGGUGUAUCCGGUGAACCCACAUAUAGAAGUACGUUACAGAUGAACGAUGAGAUGUUGAACCCCUUUUUAGCUUCUGGAAGCAUUUACCACAAUGAAAAAGACAGGCUGCAGAAUUGUACGAGUGGAUGGAAUCUUCCGUCUCUCGCUUUGGGUAAUGUUUCAAGAGAGCAUCAAAUUUCUGCUGAACAGCAUUCUCAUGAACAGAGGGAGGAAACCAGCAGAUUGCAAGUGAAAGACAUGCCCAAAAUAGCUUGUCAGGAUUAUCAUCAAAGGCAAAAGGCUCCAGAACAUACUGUUCAACCAGUAAAGAAAGGAAGACCAAGAAAGCAGCAGGUAAAUCGUUUAGCAAAGAAGACUGCACCUCCCACCAAGCGGAGUCCUUCCACAAAGAAGUUCCAUAAAGAGCAGAAGGAUCCAUGCCAUGAAAAUCAACAAAAUGGUGAAGUGACAAGAGGUAUUUCCUGGAACCCAUACUGUUCAAACUCAUCGAUGGAAAAAGACCCCAACGCCCUUGAUGAGAUCAUAUACAAAUUGGAGGUGCUCAAUCUCAAUGGAGAAGGCAGCAAACUGAAGGAAGCAGAGCAAAAUGCAAUUGUACCCUAUACUGGAGCUGGCAUGAUUGUUCCCUUUGAAGGCAGGAAACGCAAACCACGGCCAAAAGUAGACCUUGACCCAGAAACUAACAGGGUAUGGAAUCUUCUAAUGGGUAAGGAUGGAAGUGGACUUGAUGAAAAUCACAAGGACAAGGAAAAAUGGUGGGAAGAAGAGAGGGAAGUGUUCCGUGGACGAGCAAAUUCAUUCAUCGCCAGAAUGCAUCUCGUUCAAGGUGACAGACGCUUUUCUCGAUGGAAAGGAUCAGUUGUUGAUUCGGUGAUUGGAGUAUUCCUCACUCAGAAUGUCUCUGAUCAUCUUUCAAGCUCUGCCUUCAUGUCACUGGCGGCACGGUUUCCACUCAAGUCAACUUCCCUUGGAAGUGGUUAUAACAAGGAUAACACAAACACAUUCUCCAAGGAACCAGAAAUAAUCAUGUUGAGCCCAACUGACAGUAUCAGUUUGCAUGCAAAAAGGCACCCAAUCUACAGCCAAAACUCAGUGACUGACCAUGAAUCAACCGUGUCUUGGCAAGCCGCAGAAAUUCCAGGGACAGAAACCAUGAACUUGUUAGCGGGACAAACUCAUAGCUCGGAGGAGGAAGUCCUCUCUUCCCAAGAAUCUUUUGAUUGCUCAAUCAACGAAAGCAUUGGAGGGAUCAGAUCCUAUUCGGGCUCCAAUUCUGAAUCAGAAGAUUUGGUCAUCGGCCACAGACCUGAAGAAAUUCGCCGUUCAAUGUUCGAAUCUUCUUUACGGAAGGAGAAAGCCCUUUUCCAGGAUCUAUUCACCCAUCAAAGCAGGGGCACAUUGGGAUCUGGGGAUCAACAAUCAAAAGAUAAUGCAGACAACAAUAGAAACUCAGCAUUCAACACUACCAAUAGGAUUAAUGGCUCAUCAUCGUACACUCAGCUGAUAAAUUCGGAUGCUCAGCCUGCCCAUUUUCCACCAGUUGCUUUCAUUCCACAGCACGUGCAAAUUAAUCCAGAUUCCAGAAUAUCAAGAUUGGAGGAUGACAUGCUUGGUGAUGAAAGCAUAUGUUCAUGGCCAACAGCAUCUAAAUUCAGCACUGCAGAAGCAGAAAAUCUUAUAGCUAAACUGGUAGAGCAACAGGAGGAAAGUCAACAUAUAUACGCAGUCAACCACCAAUUGUCACUACGCACUCAAGAAAUACCAAGGAUGAGCUAUCACAAGUCUUUGGGCUCAAAUUAUGCAUGUCCUCAGAGUCCCAACUCUGGCCCUGAUCUCACAAUUAGCCAACCUUCUUGCAUCUCCCAUCAACAUGCAGAUGAGAAGUUCUUUCACCUGGAGGGUAGUUUGGCUACAGAAGCGGAUACUCUUGGGGAAUCAAUUUCUCGAAGGCAGUGUAAUGACGUACAGAAUGUUUCACUGAGUCCUCAGCAAGUUACCAAUGUUAGGGACGGAAUCUCAACAGUUGUUAAUCAAAGCCAUGUGGAAAAUAAAGCUGCCGCACCGCAUAUUGAGGAGCAGUUGUCUUCAUCUACAAAGCCAUCUAAGGAGACAAAUAUUGAGCCGGUGAAAACAAAAAGAGGAAAGGCUAAGACUGGGAAGAGCAACGAAAUUGAUUGGGAUAUUUUAAGGAGAGAGGUGCAACCUAAUGGAAGAAGAGAAGAAAGAGGCAAAGAUGCAAUGGACUCACUAGAUUAUGAAGCAAUAAGGCAAGCCAGUGUUAGUGAGAUAUCAAAUUGUAUUAAAGAAAGAGGGAUGAACAACAUGCUAGCAGAAAGAAUUAAGGGAUUCCUCGACCGGUUGGUCCAAGACCAUGGAAGCAUUGACCUUGAAUGGUUGAGAGAUGUCUCCGCUGACAAAGCAAAGGACUACCUACUGAGCAUACGAGGGUUAGGACUGAAAAGUGUAGAAUGUGUGAGGCUUUUAACGCUUCAUAAUCUUGCCUUUCCAGUGGACACCAAUGUAGGACGCAUAGCAGUUCGACUUGGAUGGGUACCUCUCCAACCACUGCCAGAGUCACUGCAAUUGCACCUCUUAGAAAUGUACCCAGUGCUGGAGUCAAUUCAGAAAUAUCUGUGGCCAAGAUUGUGCAAGCUUGAUCAACGAACACUCUAUGAGCUACAUUACCAGCUAAUCACAUUUGGAAAGGUUUUCUGCACCAAGAGUAAACCGAAUUGUAAUGCCUGCCCAAUGAGAGGAGAGUGCAGGCAUUUCGCUAGUGCUUUUGCAAGUGCGAGACUUGCCCUUCCAGCUCCAGAGGAGAAGAAUCUUGUCUCUUCAACAGUUCCUUUGGCUGAGACCAAGCCCACAACAGUCAUCAAUCUCAUGUCGCUACCUCCACCCUACUCACAAGAAGAAAUGUUUCAAGUUCAUAACUGUGAACCCAUCAUUGAAGAGCCAGCCACUCCAGAUGAAGAGCGUGCAGUAGCAUUGGAAAGUGACAUUGAGGAUGCAUUGAAGGAUGUUGAUGAAGAAAUCCCCACCAUCAAGUUGAAUAUCCAAGAGUUCACCGAAAACCUUCAGCAAUUUAUGCAAGCGAACAACAUGGAACUCCAGGAAGCUGACAUGUCCAAGGCCUUAGUUGCUCUGAAUCCAGAAGCUGCUUCUAUUCCAGCUCGAAAACUCAAGAACGUGAGCAGACUAAGGACAGAGCACCAAGUAUACGAACUUCCUGAUGAUCAUCCUCUCCUACAAGGGCUGGAAAAGAGAGAACUGGAUGACCCAAGCCCUUACCUACUUGCUAUAUGGACACCAGGUGAAACUGCCAACUCAGUCCAACAAUCUCAAGAAGGUUGUGAGCUCCAAAAGACAGGAAACUUGUGUGAGGAGAAGACAUGCUUUUCAUGCAAUAGCAUUCGAGAAGCUAAUUCACAAACUGUCAGAGGGACACUUCUGAUACCUUGCAGAACAGCAAUGAGAGGAAGCUUCCCAUUGAAUGGAACAUACUUCCAAGUAAAUGAGAUGUUUGCAGAUCAUGAAUCAAGCAUCAAUCCAAUAUGUGUUCCAAGAGAUUCUAUAUGGAGUUUGAGAAGACGGACUGUAUACUUUGGAACCUCUGUCACAACAAUAUUCAGAGGCCUGUCAACUGAGGAAAUUCAAUAUUGCUUCUGGAGAGGAUUUGUUUGUGUGAGAGGGUUUGACCGCAAAUUCCGAGCCCCUCGACCACUGGUGGCUAGGUUGCACUUCCCCGCAAGCAAGGCCAAGACCAGAAAAUGAGAAGAAAAAAAGGUAAAAGGAAAGCAAGCAAUGAAAGGAGGCAUCUAGCCAACUAACAGGAUUUUUUCGCAGAAGAGCAGAUAGCGCUGAUAAAGCCAGGACCAGUCUUCUCCUUAACAAAAUGCAGCUUUUCUUCAUCUAACUGCCAAAGGUCAACAGAAAAAACAUUUCAAGUUCAAUCUUCCUCUUAACGGGAGAGAUAUGGUCAUCACAUGGCACAGAGCAGAUCUCAACUAACUACCAGAGAAAUAACAAGUGCAGUUUAGCCUGUACAUAUAAUUGCUGUCAUUUAUUCAUUCUUGCUCACAAUGAGCCAUUCUUCAAGAGCUGCCCUGUCAAUUGCGAAAGCAAUUAUAUUGUGACAUGGAAAAAGUAUGGUGUAGCAGCGUAGACAGUGCUGGGACGGUUCGUAAACAUUUAUCAUUAUAUGUCAUGAAAGCAUCAAUGCAAUGACAAAACAAGCUUUCAACA